Molecule: messenger RNA, 2916 nt
Organism: Cotesia congregata
Lineage: Eukaryota; Metazoa; Arthropoda; Insecta; Hymenoptera; Braconidae
Source: the annotation of a GenBank genome assembly
AUGGAUAUUGAUUUUCAAGAAAUCCAUGAAGAACAGGUUGCUAACAGAGAUGAAUAUUUUGAUAAUAAUGAUGAUGAUGAUGAUGAUGAUGAUGAUGAUGAUGAUGAUGAUGAUGAUGAUGAUGAUGAUGAUGAUGAUGAUGAUGAUGAUGAUGAUGAUGAUGAUGAUGAUGAUGAUGAUGAUGAUGAUGAUGAUGAUAAUAAUAAUAAAUUUUCUAAAGAAUUUUUAGCAAAAGCAUUAUUAAUAAUGGCAACUAAAUUAGAAAGGAGUUUAAAUUACGUAGAUAGUCAAAUAAUGCUGCAAUUAUCGGAUGCACUUAAAAACUCGUCAUCAAAUCAUUUAUCAAAGUAUUAUAUGAAAAAAAUUUUGUAUAAAUAUUCCACUAGUAUGGCCAUACAUCAUUUUUGUAAUGAAUGUCAUCGUCAUGUUGGUCCUCAACCUCCAAAGCCGAAAAAAGAUGAAGAAUUACAUUGCAGCUUUUGUAAGAAAAGUUUCAAAAUUAUUGAAAACACGGAAAAAGGAAACAUAUUUAUUUAUCUUUCUCUUGCUGAACAGUUGAAACAAUUAUUUGAAAAUCAUCACGAAUUAAUCGUAAAUCCAGCGGAACGACCACACUCAUAUGCUAUAAGGGAUAUUUUUGACGGCAAAUUAUACAAGCGAAAUAAAGAGAACUUGAUCAGUAUCAAUUCUAGUCUCGAUGGCGUUCCAAUCUUUGAAAGCUCAAACUAUUCUAUUUAUCCAUUGUUGUGUACUUUGAACGAGUUAAGUGCUGGUAAUCGACGAAAACAUAUAAUGCUUGUUAGCUUAUGGUUUGGGAAAGGCAAACCUGCUUUUUUUAAUGAAUAUCUCACACCAUUCGUCGAAGAGUGUAAAGUUUUGUAUACGAAAGGAUUUAAAUAUAAAUUUGAAGGCGAGAAACUCAUUCAAAGAUGUCGAGCGCUGAAUUGUAUUUGUGACUCAGUUCAAAGGCCAAAAAUGCGAGGUUCCACUCAGUAUAAUGGACCUUAUGUCUGUGGAUUAUGUUUGCAUCCUGGUAAAACGUGUGUAAAAGGUUUAGGUCAUACAAGAGUGUAUCCAGUAGGCAAGAAAAAAAAUUUUUACGGGGAUGGCUUGAGGAAUCAUGAUGAUACUCUGGUACAUGCUGCGAGAAACGAAAAUGUUAAUCAUAAUAAACACUUUUACUAUGGAAAACACAUUAAAGAUGUUGAUAAAAUUUUAACUUCCUAUAAGCCGUCGUUGGAAGUAUCGAGAACUCCACGAGCAAUGUCUGAUAGGAUCCACUGGAAGGCUCAUGAAUGGAUAAUUUGGCUACUAUUUUAUAGUCUGCCAACAUUAAAAUCAAUAUUUUCAAGGGAAUUAUUAGAACAUUGGAGUCUUCUUGUUGAAGCUAUUGCGAUUUUGUCAAAAAGCUCGAUUAUGCCGUCCGAAAUUUUUUAUGCAGAACGGUUGUUAUUAGAGUUUAUUGAGAAAACUGAAACAUUGUACGGAAAAGAGUUUGUAUCGUUUAAUGUUCACCUGCUAUCUCAUCUCAAAAAAAGCGUUUUAAACUGGGGUCCAGUCUCAACACAUAGUGCUUUUCUGUAUGAGGAUUAUAACCAAAAUUUGCAAAAAUAUGUUAAAAGCUCAAAUGGUGUAGCAUUACAAGUGUGUGAUAACUUUCGAUUAAAGUCAGCCGUCGAUAAUCUAGAAUCUUUAUGUCAAGAAAACUUAUCACACCAGCAACAAAAAUAUCUAGACGGAUUAUUUGGAAGGAAAGAGCGCUUCAAAAUCUCUUGUUCACUUUCAGCUACUCAUCAUUUAUUAGGAAACGUGAUUAAAGUGAAAAAUUCACGACAAUAUAGAUUAAUGUUGCAACGAGAAAUUGGAAUGAUUGAGGAUGGUUCGACGAUAAGUUAUUUUUCACGAGCACGAAUAAAUGCUGAAAUUAUCCACUCACUUAGAUAUUCCGAACAAAAAGUCAAAAAAAGAAACAGUUAUACCGUAUUUUUAUCUGAUAAGCAAGUUUUUGAAGUUGAAUUAUUUCUUACUAUUACUAACAAAAUUGGAGUGGUAAAGGGUUACGCAGUUGGAAAAUUAUUCAAAUCAUCACAAACACAUUUAGUUGCUAAUAAAAAUUUCGAUCACUUGAUAUUAGUAAACAAAAAUUUGUCGCAGAAUAAAAUUAUUGUCAAUAUUGAGAACAUUCGAGAAAAAAUUACCCUCUUAAAAAAUAAAAAAUUAAAAUAUUUAGUAGCUUGCAUUCAUCCAAGUCGUUCUGAAAUUUUAAUAAGCCACGAGAGGUCAGAAAUGACACGCAUACUACAAGGCAACCUGAAUAGGUGCGCCUUGGCGCAAAAUCUGCUGCGCCAGCGUGUUUUUGAAGAUAAAAUUGACGUCUGCUUUAUCUGCGAGCAAUAUCUAAACAUCAAAGGCAAAACAUGGUUCGCAGAUAAAACGGGCACGGCAGCAAUUUGGAUUGUGAACACAAAGAACGUUACCUUCAACAACAGCGGAAGUGGAGCAGGUUUUGUCUGGAUUCAAACUCCCACAACUUACUUCAUGAGCCGGAAGUGGAAUGUCAGGCAGCUCGAUCCAGAGGCACUGCGAGCUUCACUUGCAAAGAGCUGUUCUACCCUACAGAACAACCCGACUCCGGAUACUUGCAGCGAGACAGAAAGGACAGUGCUAAAUAUGAUGAAGGAGAUUUUUGCCGCAUGUGACGCCUCUAUGCCGCGAUUGAAAAACCGGAGUUUUCACAGGCUGGCGUAUUGGUGGUCAACAGACAUAGCAGAACUUCGCAAAAUAUCCCAUCAACUACGUCGCCGCGCAACGAGAACCGCAAAACGCUCUCCAAGCCAGGACUUGUAUUCAAAAGAGUACAAGCAGACCAAAAAGACGCUAAACCGAGCCAUCAAAGCAAGUAAAGCAAAGUUGUGA